Molecule: messenger RNA, 3307 nt
Organism: Pimephales promelas (fathead minnow)
Lineage: Eukaryota; Metazoa; Chordata; Actinopteri; Cypriniformes; Leuciscidae
Source: RefSeq, a predicted model, not a curated record
AACAGGACACAUACGGAGGGAUUGUUCGCUAUGCGUAUGCCAGAAAAGAUUGUGUUAUCGCCUUUAUUCACCUAAUAAUCAGUAUGUAUUGAAGUCUGUACGCGUUUGUCCUUGCAGAUCCGGGAGAAGUUUGAGAAAGUGUGUCAGUAAUUGCAUGUAGGGCGACGGUGUGAGGGAGACGCUGGGCGUGAGAGCCGGCAAAAUCUGGCUAGCCCAGAUCAUCAUGCAACAGUUUCCCGUGCACUCAAAACUCGAAAAUGCAAAACGGUUCAUCGAAAACGGGAAGAGGGGUAACGGUCAAUGGGACGGCGUCCACCCUGAAGAGGCAGCCGAGGCCCAAGACGGCGUCCGUCAGGGAGGAGCGCGGAUCCUGUUCAUCCACAGCCUCUUGUCCCGUGUUCUCCGGAUGCGAUUUAAAUGAAGAGCCGGUGCCUCGCUGUCUGUCGAGCCUUUCCUCACCCACCCUGCAUGGUUUCACCUCAACGAAGAGCUCGAUCUCCAGCCUGCAAGGAUCCUUGCCAAGCCUAAAGGGUUCAGUGAGCAGCCUCAAGAGCUUUCCGACAUCCUCGGUCCUGCAGGGCUCCAGUCUGAGUCUGUGCAGCUCCAGUCCCAGUUUGCGCAGCUCCAGUCCCAGUUUGCGCAGCUCCAGUCCCAGUCUGCGCAGCUCCAGUGAGGACGACAGCUGGGACACCAACAGUUGGAGCUCCGGUGCCACCUGUCUCCUGCGCAGCUCCAUUAAACAGCACAGCGAGGAGGUUUUUCGGGUGCGUGCAAAAUCGGCGAGCCAACCAGGAGGUACGAGCGAUUCUGAGACCGGCUACCAGAACUCCGACAGCUGCCCGGGAUCGGAGAGCCAGGAGGGAGAGGAGCAGGUGGCGUUAGUCCGCAGGGAUUCGGGGUCCUCUACUGCUUCUGCGGCCUCUACACACUUAGAGCAGAAGAUCGAAGAGAAGCUAAAGUUUUCUCAGUUUCUGAACGAGGUGACAUGCCGGGUGCUGAAGCCCGAGUGUCUGCAAGCCUUCGGAGCGCAUGUCCAUCAGAAGGAGCCGCUUGUCAGUUCAUCUCUCCAAUGUUUAAAUCAAACUCCAGUUUCCAGUUCUCCCCCCUGCAGCCCUUGGUUUGCUUCUAGUAGGGAUUCUGUCUGUGAUUCCAGGGAUGGUUCCGUGCACAAGUGGGCCAAGUGCAUGCCGAGCUGCAAGAUUCUGGACGCCAGCAAGAUCCUGAGAAGGACUCAAGAGGGAUCGGGAACAUUGGGAAGGACCUACCUAGAGACUGACAUCGACCAAGUGAGGAGGGAAGAUGAAGUGAGCUCAACACAUCCAAGAGACGUGGAGAACAGAACUUUACCUAUGAGCGGUGAAUCUUCUCACAGACGCCAGUGUCCAGUUUCAAAGCGUUCAGACGGGGCGCCGCGACCACCAUACCGCUCCACCUCGCUUCCCAGACCCUCUGCGGGCAACAACCCGGACUCUGAUGAAGACGAUGGUGGCAGCAGUUCAGUGCAGGAGCAGAAGGAAGAUCUGCGCAGGCGUCUUGGCAUCACCACACACAAACUGCAUCUGCUGGAGAACGAGUUUAAGACGACGCGUGAGUUUCUGGAGACGGAGCUUCGGCGAGCACAAGAAGAGCUGGACAAAUUCACUGAGAAACUGCGCAGGAUUCAGAGCAGCUAUGCGGCACUACAGAGAAUAAACCAGGACAUGGAGGAGAAAAUACACAGAACGACUCAGCGUUACGAAGAGGAGAAGAGAUCUCUGAGUCGAGAGAUCAUGGAGCUGAAGAAACACCUGAUGGAGGCCCAGAUCUCCAUCCAGAAGCUGCGAGCGGAUAACGAUCUGUACAGGAAAGACUGUAAUCUAGCGGCUCAACUUCUCCAGUGCGGGAAAUCUCCUUACAGAGUACACAGACUGUCUGAGCUUCCCGUGGAUCUGCAGGAGCGAGUCAGUUCCCACAUGGAGAAGCAGAGCGUAGCGUUCCGUCACUCCGGCUCCGAUGCCGUUCCCACCGCCGUCAUCGGCCGAGUCCUGGAGAAACCGGAGCCCGGGAGAAGCUGUCCGGUCACGCGCUCCCCGAGUCCUCAAGAGUUCCCGUCAAACGCGGAUAAAGCUCAGCGUCACGCGGCGUAUAAGUCGUCAGACCUGUCCUGCAGCGACACGGCGCUGUACUGUCCCGCGGAUGAGCGUCGGCACGAGCGCCGGAUCCGAGGACACACCGACUGCAACCCGGAAGACCAGAGUUUCCCUCACAGUUUCUCUUUACACGAAGACGCUUUUCCUUUCGGAUCUCUUCCGGCCUCCAUCCGGCACACCAGCUUUAGCACAGCGCUGGAUGAUCCGGCUCACGUAUCGUCCUCAUCCCAGCAGAAUCUGUUCACGGACUGGCGUGACGGAGACUAUGAGCAAAAGAACCCCUCGUAUGGAAAAGAUCAUCCGGGUUUUCCUAAGUCGAGACACGUUUCUCACGGCUCACCGAACGGAGGUUCUCCGGCACACGGAUACGGUUCCCGCGGGAAUAGGAGCGUCCCGACGGGAAGCUGGCAUCAGAUGAGCGUUGAAGACGUGAACUCCUUCUUCUGCAGUCCUGAACCCUUCAGUUUCCAAGAGCGUAACUUUGCAGUCGGUCCCGCUAAGAUCAAACUGGGUCCGCUUUACAGCAGCUUCCCAGAGGAAGAGCACGCUUUCCAAGCACACGCACCGGAUCCGCGGUUCCCUGCGUCAGCCGGAUCCAGUCCUGCGCUGAACCCGAAGAUCAGUCUGAACGCUCUAAAGAAAGGUUUGAUGUUCCGCUCAGUUCAGGACUCAAGCUGGUUCUCCAAAGACAAGCCGAGCACGACUGGAGGAGCUUUGCGGAGAGAUUACGCAGACGUAAGUCCCAGCAGCUCCAACGAGUCUCUCGACCAGAGACGGGACGCCCCGCACUACAAGAGGGAUCCCCGGAAAAACUCGCCACAGCAUCGAAAGUUUGGAAACACGGGACUCAGUCGUAAAGACAGUCUUAACAGAGCACAGCUGUAUGGAACGCUGCUUAACUAGACAUCAGUGUGUGGCCAAUUAUGAUUUCAGUUUAUUAAAGGGAUAGUUCUCCAAAAAAUGAGAAUUAGCCCAUGCUUUACUCUCCCUCAAGAUAUUAUAGGUGUAUAUGACAUUCUUUUUUCAGACGAAUACAAUUGGAGUUAUAUAAAAAAUGUCCUGGCUCUUACAAGCUUUAAGUGAAGCAGUGAAUGGCGUUUCUAUUUUGAAGUCCAUAAAAGUGCAUCUGUCCAUCAUAAAAGUGCAUCUGUCCAUCAUAAAAGUGCAUCUGUCCAUCA